AAAAUCAAAAGGGGCAAUACUCAUUUUCUCACUCUCUCUCUCUAUCUGUGGGAAGCAGAAGCAGAAGCAGAAGCAGAAGCAGAGAGAAGGGCAAAAGAGAAAUGGACAUAAGCGAAGAACAAAGGGCAGCUCACAAGCGAGAGUUCCUAGAGUUCUUGGAUCAAGAUGUGGGGAGGGGCGUGUACAUGGACGAAAUAAAGGCGAUGAUAAACCACAAGCGCCACCGCCUCAUCGUCAACAUCUCCGAUCUACACUCCUUCCGCGACUUGGGCACCAGGAUUCUCAAGAAUCCAGGUGAGUACAUGCAACCUUUCUGUGACGCGGUCACGGACGCUGCUAAAUCUAUUGAUCCCAAGUACUUGAAGGAAGGAGAGCAUGUUCUUGUUGGGUUUGAAGGCCCUUUUGUUUCUCGCCGUGUCACGCCAAGAGAACUUCUUUCUGAAUUCAUUGGUUCCAUGGUCUGUGUCGAGGGCAUUGUCACCAAAUGUUCUCUUGUAAGGCCAAAGGUUGUAAAAAGUGUUCACUUCUGCCCUACAACUGGGAACUUUACUACUCGCGAAUAUCGAGACAUUGCAUCCAAUAUGGGUUUGCCCACUGGGUCUGUGUAUCCUACAAGGGAUGAAAGUGGAAACUUGUUGGUGACCGAGUAUGGAUUGUGCAGAUACAAAGAUCAUCAAACCUUGUCAAUGCAAGAAGUGCCAGAAAAUUCUGCCCCUGGUCAGCUUCCACGAACGGUGGAUAUCAUAGCUGAGGAUGACCUGGUUGAUUCAUGCAAGCCUGGAGACCGUGUGGCUAUUGUAGGGAUAUAUAAAGCUCUUCCUGGUAAAAGCAAGGGAAGUGUUAAUGGAGUAUUCAGGACUGUUCUUGUAGCGAACAAUGUUUCUCUGCUCAACAAAGAGGCAAAUGCACCAAUCUAUAGUCCUGAAGACUUAAAAAAUAUUAAAAAAAUAGCUGAGAGAGAUGAUACAUUUGACCUACUCGGGAAUUCACUGGCACCGUCUAUAUAUGGGCAUUCAUGGAUAAAGAAAGCUGUAAUUUUAUUGAUGCUUAGUGGAGUGGAAAAGAACUUAAAGAAUGGAACCCACUUGCGAGGCGACAUAAAUAUGAUGAUGGUUGGUGAUCCUUCUGUUGCCAAGUCUCAACUUCUAAGAGCCAUUAUGAAUAUUGCUCCCUUGGCCAUAUCAACUACAGGUCGGGGUUCUUCUGGCGUUGGUUUGACUGCUGCAGUUACUUCAGAUCAAGAAACAGGAGAAAGAAGGCUAGAAGCUGGUGCGAUGGUUCUUGCUGAUCGAGGUGUUGUGUGUAUUGAUGAAUUUGACAAGAUGAAUGAUCAAGAUCGUGUUGCCAUACAUGAAGUUAUGGAGCAGCAGACUGUAACUAUUGCCAAAGCUGGUAUUCAUGCGUCACUCAAUGCUCGAUGCAGUGUGGUGGCUGCUGCAAAUCCCAUAUAUGGAACUUAUGAUCGUUCAUUGACUCCGACGAAGAAUAUUGGACUCCCAGAUUCUCUGCUUUCUCGUUUUGAUUUACUAUUUAUAGUAUUGGAUCAAAUGGAUCCUGAUAUUGAUCGUCAAAUCUCUGAGCAUGUUUUGCGCAUGCACCGGUACCGUUCUGCAGUUGGAGGUGAGGCGACACUUGAUGGGAGCUCAAGAUAUGGAAGAGAAGACGAAUCUGAUGCUGACUCUGUCUUUGUUAAGUAUAACCGAAUGUUACAUGGAAAGAAAGUAGAAAGGGGACGGAAGCGUGAUACCCUUACCAUCAAGUUUCUAAAGAAGUAUAUUCAUUAUGCAAAGCAUAGGAUUCAGCCUGAUCUGACUGAUGAGGCAUCUGAACAGAUUGCAACAGCAUAUGCAGAGCUUAGAAAUACCGGUUCAACUGCAAAGACUGGGGGAACACUUCCAAUCACUGCUAGAACCUUAGAAACCAUAAUACGUCUCUCUACUGCUCAUGCCAAAUUGAAGUUGAGCAGAAAGGUUUCAAAGUCUGAUGUUGAUGCUGCCCUGAAGGUUUUAUAUUUUGCAAUAUAUCAUAAGGAAUUGACUGAAAUGGAGGAGCGUGAGCAUGAAAGGGAGAAAGAAUUGGAGAGAAAACGUAGGGCUGACCAUCCUGGUGGAAAUGAUAGAGACCAUCGUCCUGGAAAAAAAGAUAGACGCGAAAGUGGAACUUCAGAUGUAGAAGGUCCGAUGACGGACGCUAUGGAAGUGGAUGAUCCUCCUGCAGCCCAGUCUGCAGUUACUGUUUCUCAGGAAAGAAUAGAAGCAUUUAAUUCUUUAUUUGGUCAGCAUAUGAGGGCAAACCACUUGGAUCUCAUAUCCGUUUCAGAUAUAGAGAAUGUUGUCAACUCCGGAGCAGAUUUUCAUUAUGUGAGGACAGAGAUCAUGUUCCUGUUAGAGAAACUUCAAGAUGAUAACCGAGUGAUGAUAGCUGAUGGAGUGGUGCAUAUGAUUUCUUAAGUUGUAACAUGACCAACCCCAAUUACAAAAUUCAGGCAGAGACAGUGAAAUUGAGCAGCAUGGUAGGCACCUUGGGAGGAGAAACAUGGCAUUGAAGAGUUUGGUUUGCAGAGCUUGUGUAUCUGCUUGUUGAGGACUGUCUUAAGCUGAAAAUGAAAUUGGAAGUUGGAACUGCAUUAAAUUGAUAGGUUCUCCAUAGAUUUCUCUUGGCAGUGGUUUCUUUCUGUGUAUCAUUAUUUUUUCCUUUUUUGAGUUAUAAUGUCUAUGGCAAAUUAAUGUGAAAAGUUGGUAGAUCUCUAUGCUUGCUAGGUGUUUUAUAUUAAUGUAAUUGCCGCUGCCACAUGCUAAGGUUGUUUUAUUAGAUGAAAAUAGACAAUUCCCUCUGUUUUUAUCAGUCCUUUGAAUAUUUCCAUAGAAUCAAUGCCGGUACUUUCUAUCU
This is a messenger RNA of Quercus robur (English oak), 2889 nucleotides long. RefSeq names its product DNA replication licensing factor MCM3. The coding region runs from base 102 to 2450 and encodes 782 amino acids. The transcript is spliced from 17 exons. NCBI's taxonomy places the organism in Eukaryota, Viridiplantae, Streptophyta, Magnoliopsida, Fagales, Fagaceae. Gene Ontology annotation, biological process: double-strand break repair via break-induced replication; DNA replication; DNA strand elongation involved in DNA replication. The record is from RefSeq and is a predicted model, not a curated record. Gene Ontology annotation, molecular function: single-stranded DNA binding; ATP binding; single-stranded DNA helicase activity. Gene Ontology annotation, cellular component: MCM complex; nucleus.